AUGGCUCACCCUCUUAUGCUCUCCAUCUUCCUCAUCGAGGUGGUUGUCCACCUCGUCAACGCCAUCGGAGCCAAGGCGAUCAAUAACCUGCUCUGGACGCUCAUCAACUUCCUCCCCGUCCCGACGGCCAAGGCGGCAGGCGAGCAGCGCAAGAUGCAGGCAGAGUACCUCAAGGUCCAGAGGGAGCUCAAGGCCACGAGUAGCCAGGACGAGUUUGCCAAGUGGGCGAAGCUGCGCCGACAGCACGACAAGCUGCUCGAGCAGCUGGAGAAGAAGAAGAACAGCAUGGCUGCUACACGAUCCAAGUUCGACACUUCCCUCACCGGAGUCCGCAUCGUCCUCACCCGCGCGCCCCAAUACUUUCUGCCAUUCUGGUACGCCACCGAGCCCAUGUUCUGGCUGCCGUACGGCUGGUUCCCAUACUAUGCCGAAUGGAUCCUCUCGUUCCCUCGCGGACCCAUGGGGAGUGUCAGCAUCGCCUCUUGGCAGCUGGCCUGCACAGGUGUCAUCCUCCUCUUCAGCGACCUGAUCAUGGGCAUCGCGGGCCUGGUGAUGAACGCCAAGCAGAGCAAGACCAAGGAGGCGCCCGUCAAGGCUCAGGUCGAGACGGAGAAGAAGGAAUUAUAA
Fusarium vanettenii 77-13-4 is the source of this 627-nucleotide messenger RNA. RefSeq lists its product as uncharacterized. Lineage: Eukaryota; Fungi; Ascomycota; Sordariomycetes; Hypocreales; Nectriaceae. Gene Ontology annotation, cellular component: GET complex. Gene Ontology annotation, biological process: tail-anchored membrane protein insertion into ER membrane. The transcript is spliced from 3 exons. Bases 1 to 627 code for a protein of 208 amino acids. The record is from RefSeq and is a predicted model, not a curated record.